AUGUCUGGAGACCAAGAAAAUGAUAACGGAGAGACUGGGUUAGAAACUUCUCCGGUUGAUGUAAACAUUCCUGAUGAAAGUGUCAUGCUGUUAGAGGACAUUUCAAUGACUGAGGCAAAAUUGACAGAGCUAGACAGUUGGAAACAAAACAAAGUGUACAAAGAGAUACCAGAUGAAGGACAGAAAUGUAUAUCUACAAGAUGGGUAUGCACAUUAAAAGCUACGGGUGAUAGGAUAAAACCCAAGGCAAGAUUAGUAGCUAGGGGGUUUGAGGAGAUAGAUAAUGAUCAAAUUCAGAAAGAUUCACCCACAUGUAGCAAAGAGUCAAUGAGACUUAUUUUGGCUAUCAUGGCUCAGAAUAGAUGGAAACCUCGAUCCAUGGACAUUAAAGUGCCUGGUAAAGAAAUAGAAAGGGAUGUUUUCAUACGUCCACCUAGGGAGGCAGAUUGUCCAAACAAAUUAUGGCAUCUGCAAAAGUGUGUAUAUGGGUUGGGGGAUGCUUCUCUCCACUGGUAUUAUCAAGUGAAAGCUGUUAUGAUUGAGACUGGAGCACAGAUGUCCAAAGUAGACCCUGCUGUAUUUUAUUGGGUAGAUGAGAGAGUGAAUUUAAUUGGUGUAUUUGUCAUUGUAGAUGAUUUUAUGUGGGCAGGUGAUUCUAAGUUUGAGGAAUCAAUAGCAAGAGCCAGAGUGUUAGAAACAGAAUCACCACUGACUGAAAAUGAGAAGGACUUACUGAGAUCUAAAGUAGGACAGAUACUGUGGAUAGCAUGUCAAAGUCGCCCAGAUGUACUGUUCGAUGCAUGUAUGUCAGUUAGAAAACUUAAAUCGGAUAGUGUACCCGUUAAGUUUCAGCAUUUGGGUGAUGGUGAAUUGUCCUUAGUAGUCUUCAGUGACGCCUCACUGGGUAAUCUUCCUGAUGGCAGUAGUCAAGGAGGAUAUUUAAUUUUUCUCAUGGGGGAAACUGGAAAAUUCUCACCGAUUUGUUGGAAUUCAAAGAAGAUUCGCCGGGUAGUGCGUAGCACUUUAGCUGGGGAAACACUUGCCAUGGCCGAUGGCAUCGAUUCUGCAAUGUUCAUUUCAACUUUGUAUGUAGAACUGACAGGUAGUGAUAGUAGAUAUACCAAGUUGCCACUUGUUUGUGUAACUGAUUGUAAGUCUUUGUAUGAAGCUGUUAAAUCCACUAAACUAGUCAGUGAAAAACGACUACAUAUAGAGGUUAGUGGUAUUAGAGGAACUGAUUGA
Saccoglossus kowalevskii is the source of this 1242-nucleotide messenger RNA. RefSeq lists its product as uncharacterized. The record is from RefSeq and is a predicted model, not a curated record. NCBI's taxonomy places the organism in Eukaryota, Metazoa, Hemichordata, Enteropneusta, Harrimaniidae.